GUAUAUUAAAGCCGAACGCAUACAUCGGUGCUCAGGGACCCAAUGAAUUCACCAUAGUCGACUUCUGGUCCAUGAUAUGGCAAAGCGAGUCCCAUAUCAUCGUUAUGCUGACCAAAGUGUUUGAUUUCAUACGUGUUAUGUGCGCCCAAUACUGGCCACAAACGGUCGACUCGUCUGAAAUCUACGGACAAUUUGAGGUCACUUUAAUAGAUGAGGAGAAGACCGCCGAUUAUGUCAUCCGAACCAUUAAACUUAAGUUUGGACCAAAUGAAAUGCUGAAAUCAAAGCGCUCCGGAAGUCUGGAUUCAGAUUCCGGUGAAUAUAGGAUUAUAUAUCAAUUACAUUACCACAACUGGUCGGCCAAUUCGUGUCCAUUUUCCGACUCUAUAUUAAGAUUUCGCAAAAGAGUGAAACUUUAUUGCGAAGAAUUACGUGAUAUAAACACCGGACCAUUGAUUGUUCACUGCAGUGACGGCUGCGGCAGAACAGGAGCUUAUAUUUGUUUGGACGCAAACCUACAACUGGCCGAAGAGGAAGGAUUUGUCGAUGUUUACAAUUAUACAAAACUAUUGCGAGAGUCUCGCAGAGGUAUGAUUGAAAGUGAGAAAUUAAUGAAGAUGACUUCAAAAUUGUCGAUCGGUGAAUGUGCUGGCGGUCAUCGCAUAGAGAAUCGUGAUAAAAACAGAGACGUUUCUAUAGUUCCU
Molecule: messenger RNA, 704 nt
Organism: Medioppia subpectinata
Lineage: Eukaryota; Metazoa; Arthropoda; Arachnida; Sarcoptiformes; Oppiidae
Source: the annotation of a GenBank genome assembly